AAUUCGUAAGACCGCGGGGCGACAUGGUCCAUGAAUUUUGGCUCAUCAAGGGGCCCCCCCUCUCGCUCAAGUCCGUUUAUAUGUACGCCGGCCCUUCGGCAUUCACAUCCCACAUUCACAGGCAUUUCCUUGUGUGUUCGCAGCGGGUUCCGAAAGAUGGCGACCGAACUAGUGCAAGGAGAAACAGAGCAGACCGAGGCGACACCGAUAUAUCCGAAUUUAUCAGCCUUCCAAGAGCUAAUCCACAGCUUCCGUGAAGAUGGUUGGAAGAAGUGCUGGGAGCAAGGGUUGACCCCCUGGGAUUUAGGACAACCGACCCCAAUACUUCAGCAGCUUCACCAGAUGGGUGCUCUUCCAAAAGGCAGGGCUCUUGUUCCAGGAUGUGGCUCUGGCUAUGAUGUGGCAUCUAUUGCCUGUCCCGAACGCUAUGUUGUGGGAAUAGACAUAUCAGAAGGUGCCAUAAAGAGAGCAAUACAGCUAUUCUCUUCAUCACCAAAUGCAAAUCAUUUCAUCUUCCUGAAGGAGGAUUUCUUCACUUGGAAUCCAACAGAGCUCUUUGAUCUUAUUUUUGAUUAUACGUUCUUUUGUGCAAUUGAGCCAGAAAUAAGAGCAGCAUGGGCAGAGCGAAUGAGUGAAUUAUUGGGACCAGAUGGCGAGCUCAUCACCCUGAUGUUUCCGAUCGGUGAUCUCAUUGAUGGACCUCCUUAUAAAGUAUCAAUAUCAGAUUAUGAGGAGGUAUUGUGUCCCUUGGGCUUCAAGGCUAUCUCCAUUAUGGAUAAUGAACUGGCUGUUGGACCCCGCAAGGGAAAGGAAAAGAUUGGAAGGUGGAAGAAGAUAAUAAAGAACUCCACGGUGUGAUAUCUUGCAACAUUCUCAAUCCUCCAAUCUCAUCGUACAUCAAUCGGAGAAACUACAAGCAAGAAGUAAAAGUUGGGAGGCAAUUUGCUUUCCCUCUUUCCCCUCAUUUCUCUUUCAGUCUUUAUGGUUUUUGCUACUUCUAUAUGUACAAAUACUCUGGACUUGAUUACCGAGCAUGCCGACUGAUUCAGCUUGAAAAAUGAGAUGGGUGCUUGGGUGUGAGCUUGUGUUUGUUUUUUUGGCUAGAAGGGUGUGAGCUUGUUGUUGAGUAAGAAAAGCACUUUCCAAAGUUUGAUUAAAAAGGAGCAAGACCUGAUUGCAUCCUCUAACUUCGAAACU
Molecule: messenger RNA, 1197 nt
Organism: Syzygium oleosum
Lineage: Eukaryota; Viridiplantae; Streptophyta; Magnoliopsida; Myrtales; Myrtaceae
Product: probable thiol methyltransferase 2
Exons: 8
Coding region: 31-858 (275 amino acids)
Molecular function (GO): S-adenosylmethionine-dependent methyltransferase activity
Source: RefSeq, a predicted model, not a curated record